AGAUAAUCUGUUGGCUAAUGUAUGCGAUGAUAUUAAACUCAAAACAGACAGCAAGAAGGUGUGUAAUUGAACAGCAUCUGAACAUCCAAGCAUAUCCAUACUCCGUAUCUCGCAUUUGUCCCCAAAUUCAUCCGCAUCCUAUUGCGAUGAAGUGAAAUGCAGCCCGUAAUACGUAAAAACAUCGAUAACUAAUACAAUGGAACAUUCAAAUAAAACAGCCGAAGCACGACAGUCUAUCAUUUCGCAAAUCCUGACUCCCGAAGCGGCCGAUCGUCUCGGACGUAUCAGACUGGUCAAAGAAUCGCGCGCGACUGAUGUGGAAAACCGAUUAAUCAUGCUGGCAAGGUCGGGUCAGCUUCGUUCAAAGGUCACAGAGGAUCAACUCAAGGAUAUCUUGAACGCGGUGUCGGAGCACAAGGAGGAGGAAAAGAUUGUGAUUACGAGAAGAAAAGGCGGCUGGGACGAUGAUGAUGAUCUUUUGGAUUUAUAGGUCGUUUCUCUCCCCGUGUUCCACGCACACACGCACUUGCACAUACCUUUUCUCUCUCUCUCUCUCUCUCUCUCUCUCUCUCUCUCU
Messenger RNA from Xylona heveae TC161, 577 nucleotides. RefSeq lists its product as hypothetical. The record is from RefSeq and is a predicted model, not a curated record. Bases 197 to 490 code for a protein of 97 amino acids. NCBI's taxonomy places the organism in Eukaryota, Fungi, Ascomycota, Xylonomycetes, Xylonales, Xylonaceae. Gene Ontology annotation, molecular function: DNA binding. Gene Ontology annotation, cellular component: cytosol; nucleus. The transcript has a single exon.